CAACGUGUCUUUUAUUAUAGGCUUCUAAAUCACAUCUCUGAUAUCAAACUUCAAAACAUAAUUUUUCCAAAAUGAAGGUCUUCCCUUCUUUAUGUCGAUGAUAGUUCAUGCUGUAGCAAGGAAUGACCUCCCGAAGAUCAAUGGAUCCUUGGAUUCCUCAUAUAUACAUCUCAAGCACUAAGAAGUCAGUGGACACUCUGCAGUUUCCCCUCCAAGAAGGUUUUCGAGCAUUCUUAUAGGUAGCCUCACUGAUGACUGAUCUGUCCAGUUUUUAACUAACUAUGGUCUUUCUUAUCGUUGUGGACUUGUGGCUAACUAACUAGAAAAUGUUUCCUUCCUUCUAACCCAGCAACCCAGCCGAAAUUACAAUAUUACCUUUUCUCUACCAAACAAGAUUACAAAGAUUUAAAUGGCCCACUUAAAGAUGGUUUAAAGCCCAAUACAUACGUGAGUAAUACUGUCGUCACAGAUGUAUUAUACGUUCACUCUAAUUUCUAUCGAUCUUAUCUGGUUUUACUCACUCAGAUAUUCACAAUCACAAAACCAUGAGAUCAUCAGAUAACCUCUGGACCAGAAAACCAGAAGCCAAAACCGGCAAAUCUGAGUUUCCGGUUAUCAGAUUCAUCCGUAGAUACAUGGAGAACAUCAAGGACAAAGCCGGAGGUCCUGGAGUCGGCGGCGGAAUAGGCUGCGGCGCUGGACUCGGCUUCGGACUCGCGGGAGGGCUCGGGUUAGUCACUUCUGAAGGGAUUAACCAUUCCAAUGUGGUUUUUGGCAUCGGUGUGGGUUGCGGUAUUGGGGUUGGGUUUGGGUACGGGUUUGGAGUUGGUGGCGGGUUCAAUUUCGAUGACAUUGGAGAUAAAUUGACCUAUGGGAGGGAAUAGCUCUGGUUAAGAUUCCGUGUCGGGUACAGAUUCGUAAUGUAAUAUUAUUGUAACAUUACUCUGCCUUUUUUGUCUUAAUGAGUUCUUACUUGUUUGAA
Messenger RNA from Brassica napus (rape), 982 nucleotides. Its product is annotated as glycine-rich cell wall structural protein 1. The record is from RefSeq and is a predicted model, not a curated record. The coding region runs from base 546 to 884 and encodes 112 amino acids. NCBI's taxonomy places the organism in Eukaryota, Viridiplantae, Streptophyta, Magnoliopsida, Brassicales, Brassicaceae. The transcript has a single exon.